Molecule: messenger RNA, 2130 nt
Organism: Corylus avellana
Lineage: Eukaryota; Viridiplantae; Streptophyta; Magnoliopsida; Fagales; Betulaceae
Source: RefSeq, a predicted model, not a curated record
AUGGAAGUAUACGUUGAUGACAUGCUGGUCAAAAGUGUACUGCCGCAAAACCAUGUCCUUGACUUGCAAGAGACGUUCUCAACCUUGAAGAGGUAUGGGAUGAAGUUGAAUCCCUCAAAAUGUGCAUUCGGAGUCUCAUCGGAAAAAUUCCUCGAUUAUAUGGUGUUGAGCGGAGGAAUAGAAGCCAACCCCGAGAAGAUACAAGUUGUUCUAGACAUGCAGUCUUUGAAGAAUCUAAAGCAGCUCCAGCGGUUGAUGGGAAGAAUUGCGGCACUAAAUCGAAGCCUUCGAACAGCUAAUGAAGUAUCUGAUGAGUCCACCUCUGCUAACCAGACAAUAUCUAGAGUAGUGUCGUAUCUGUACUUAGUUGUAUCUCCGACAGCUGUCAGUGCAACAUUAAUCCGAGAAGAAGGAAUUCAAUGGCCUAUGAUUUUGACUGAGUACCCAUUGAAGAAAGUGUUAAGGAGGCUAGAUCUGUCGGGAAGAUUAGCUAACUGGGCAAUUGAGCUGGGAGAGUUUGACAUUGAGUCUCUCCCUCGAAAUUCCCUCAAAGGUCAAGCGCUAGCUGAUUUUCUGGCAGAGUUCACUAAUUUGCCUGAUGUCACUGGCUGGCCAAGUGAUGAGACGUGGGUAAUUUAUGUAAAUGGGUCAUCUACGAAGAAGCAUGGUGGAGUUGGAAUAGUGAUGAUUACUCCUGAUGAGGAAGAGUUGUGCAGUUCUUUGAAGUUAAAAUUCAAAACUACAAAUAACAAGGCUGAAUAUGAAGCAGUUUUGGCAGGACUCGGUUUAGCUUGUGAAAUGGGAGCCAAAUUCGUGGAGGAGAUGCAGAGUUUGUUCAAGAAGUUCUGCAUUGUGAAAAUCCCCAGGCCAGAGAAUGAAACAGUAGACAGACUGGCUCGAACAGCUUCGACAGUAGAUGGGGAGACUGAAGAUGAAACACCAAUCCAAAUUCUUCCACAGUCAUCCAUUACCGAGAUGGUGUCGGUCUCGACAGCCGAGACCAUACCUGAUUGGCAACUGGAAAUCGUGGAAUACCUAGAAAAGGGAGUCCUUCCUUCAGAUCGAAAGUUAGCUACUCAGUUGAGGAUAAGAGCUAUGAGGUUUACAAUGGUAAAUGGAACUCUUUACAAAAGGGGUUUCAUGUUACCACUCCUCAAAUGUGUUUCAAAAGUGGAAGGGAAUUAUAUCCUCGGAGAGAUCCAUGAAGGGAUCUGUGGAAGCCAUUCUAGAGCUAGAAUAAUGGCACACAAAACUGUCCGAGCAGGUUUCUAUUGGCCCAACAUGAGUCGAGACUCGGCAGAAUUAGUCAGAGAUUGUGACAAGUGCCAGCGAUUCGCUAAUGUUACUCACCAACCCCCUGAAGACCUGAGUGCAAUCUCUUCACCUUGGCCCUUCUCACAAAGGGGGAUAGACAUAGUGGGACCAUUGCCUCGUGGCAAGGGGGGUGUACGGUUUGCAGUUGUCGUUGUGGAUUAUUUCACCAAAUGGGCAGAGGUUGAAGCUUUAUUGAAUAUCACAGCCAAUGCGAUAGAACGGAAUUACUACUCAUCUCCGAGGCACCCUCAGGUGAACGGGCAAGUAGAGGCCACCAACAUAACAAUCUUCAAAAUCUUGAAGAAAAAACUUGAUGAUUGCAAAGGAGAGUGGGCAGAAGACCUUCGAGAAGUUUGGAGGGCAUACUGGACAAACAAAAGAACUCCAACCAAGGAGACACCAUAUGCCUUGGCAUUCAGAACUGAGGCGGUCAUCCCAGCUGAGGUAGGCUCAGGCAGCUAUCGUGUAGAGACCUUCCAGCCCGAGACCAGUAACGAGGGCUUACAGCUACACCUGGACUUGCUUCAAGAGAAACGGGAUCAAGCCCAAGUGACUAUGUCAACACACCAGGCAAGAGUAGCUCGGUAUUUCCAUAGAACGGUCAAGGCUCAGAGCUUCAAAGUUGGAGAUAUGGUCCUACGUAGAGUCACGCUAGCGACCAAGGACCUAGCUGAGGGAAAGCUGGCUCCUAACUUGGAAGGACCCUAUAGGGUGAUUCAGUGCAAAAGCGCAGGAGCGUACCACUUGGAAGAUUCUAAAGGUAAGGCUCUUCCGAGGCCAUGGAAUGCUAAACACCUUAAAAAGUACUAUGUCUAA